AUGGACCCGGAACUCCAGAUCAAAGCGCUGGUCGAUACACUGGCACCAAGGACCGCCCAUCAAUACAAGCUCUAUCAUACCAAGUUUCUACAAUGGUGUCGAGAUAAUCAACUGGUUCGCACGCCGGUAGCAGAUCAUCCCUACAAAGAUGUCAUCGUUACUGCCACACUCGUACAUUGGUUUGUACUUUCCAAGUUUGUGUGUGCCAAAGAUUCGCAACUGACUGUGUCUGUUCUCCGCAAAAUGAUCAGCGCUUUCAAAUUCCUGCAUCGUGUAUGCAAAGCGUAUGAACCUGAGUAUCCAUACGAGCUCGAUAACGACUAUUUAGAAGACGUGGCACGAUUGCAUAUCAGUGCUUGUGCCGAGAAAGCUCCAAUUUCAUCCCUCGAAAUAGUCUCAGUCAAUCUGUGGAGGCCCAACGGGAAACGAUUCUCAGAAAAGUUCUUCAAAGGCGGCAUCGAAAAAUUGCGUUUUUUAGCUGACUUCCAUUUGCAGCAAUACUGGCACCUCAGCUUUGCCGAUAGAUCGCAGCUUACUCUGGGGGACCUAUUUGCUGCUCCAGAGUCUCAAAUGCUCAUGACAGAUAGAACGAUAGACGGGCCACCAUCGCUUUUACAAAGGCUGGCUCUGCUACCGCAGGACAUCCCUUGGAAAUGUCCUCUAACCACACUCGCUGCUUACUUUUUUUUACGCUUUUACGGAGUACCGAAAACUUACCGAGGAGACGGAUUCCCAGAUCUUCUGGAUAGUGACGAUUGGCGCUUUUUACCGCUGAUUCGUGGUAAGUUCAUAGACAAGUAUCCGCGCGAAGAAACAAUGGCCAAUUAUUACGCUGAUGUUUUCCGCACUUGCCAUCUACCUUACAAGAGGAGAGAAUACUUCUAUAACAAGGUAGCCGAUAAUUAUCAGUACCCUCGCGUACGACGCACUGAACUGAAGGGACUGGACGACCUAGGUUUGGGUAAACAACGCGUUUUUUUCCCUCAGGAUAUUGCCAUUGACUUUCUGCGGCAUAUGAACAGAUUUCCAGUCUACAAACCCGCAUCAGCCCUUCGUGAGCGUCCUACAUCCGAUAUACCGCAAUCUUUACUUGUCCAAGUAUUUCCAGAGGUAGAAUCCUAUAAGAGGGUUUUCGACAAGUUGAGUGACGAUGCCAAGCAAUUUUUGAAUGUGCUAGAGCUGUUGCGAGACUGUCUGGUUGCAGCUUUGCCGCUUAUCAAUCACUUUUACCCAGAGCACGAUCUUCUACGAGAGUCCGUUUUCCAAAACACAGAGUUUCAGACCUACUGUAAACAAAAGAUCGAGGAAUUGCGCGCUAAGGAUGAGCUGCAAAAAUUUGAAUCGGAAGCUUUAGACGAAACCAGCUUCGGACAAGCUUCAGCUCCGCUAGAGACAGAAAUGGGUACUUCUAGACCAUCUGUGGUGCCCAUACCACAGGAUUCAGAUACAGAAAGCCUUCACGCUUUUCUUCGCGACCAGACCUUCCGCAUGGUUCAAUAUCAAACCGUCACAAACUUUCAUCUUCUGUUGCAGUCCUUAAGCCGCGUAUUCGAAAAACUGGAGACUAAAAAAAGUACCCGGGAAUAUAUACUUUACCAGUUGGGCUCACUGGAACAAUCAUUGCAGGAACGUAUUGCUCGUAGCGCCCCUGAUGACGUUAAAAAAGAAGCAGACUCGAGUGCUGAUACUUUGGCACCAAGUCGACCAGAAGAAAUUCCUAAUAAAGCGCCUUUCCAGCGGACAGGGUACGAUAGCGAUGCAGAAGAUGAUGAGGACUACAAUGAAGACGUUUCGGAGCAAGUACAAGGAGAUGAUGACGAAGACGUGAAUUCCAACUUACAAAGUGAACUUCAAACUCUCGUGGCUCAGGUAAUGGACGGUAAAUUCAGAGGCGAACUGGAGAAGCAUACAUUGGAAACUGAGUCUCGACUUCGACAGCUGAUUGCCGUUCAGGUCAAAGAAGAAGUACGCAAACAAUUGGCGCAGUACAUGAAUCAGGAAUCCCGGUCACCUACCCCACAUUUGUUGGAUGACAAUAAUACGAGCCAGAAGCGUAUGAGAGAUGAUUCUGAGCCACCAUUAGAGGCGAGUCCAGAUGAGGAAAACUUCACGCUUUCUUCGCAACUCGAUAGCAUAGAAGACAUCGUGCUGGAGUGGUUUACGCCAAAUCCAGAGAUGAAUAACGAAUGUGUGCACACCAUGAACCGAAAAUUCGGUAAGACUUGGAGAACAACAUCAUCCAAGACAUCAGAGCUUUACCGACAGCGCAAACUGAUCGUUGAGUUCUAUAUUUGUCUCGUAAACCAAAGGAAGAUGGACAGAUAUAAAGCAGUAGCUGUUUGCGAAAACCUAAGAGGUAGUGAAUCUCUGGAGGCCUUCAGUAACAAACUUCGCCAAUGGAAAAGGCAGCAUAACAAUGAAUUUGACGGCCUAGGUUAA
Molecule: messenger RNA, 2439 nt
Organism: Lachancea lanzarotensis
Lineage: Eukaryota; Fungi; Ascomycota; Saccharomycetes; Saccharomycetales; Saccharomycetaceae
Gene: CBF2
Product: LALA0S06e06766g1_1
Exons: 1
Coding region: 1-2439 (812 amino acids)
Molecular function (GO): DNA binding
Source: RefSeq, a predicted model, not a curated record